Messenger RNA from [Candida] anglica, 729 nucleotides. The record is from the annotation of a GenBank genome assembly. NCBI's taxonomy places the organism in Eukaryota, Fungi, Ascomycota, Pichiomycetes, Serinales, Debaryomycetaceae.
AUGUCUAUUGUAUCUCUUCUAGGAAUAGAGGUAUUGAACAAUCCCGCUAAAUUCACUGACCCAUAUGAAUUUGAAAUCACAUUUGAAUGUUUAGAACCAUUGAAGGAAGAUUUAGAAUGGAAAUUGACAUAUGUUGGUUCAUCUCGUUCAUUAGAUCAUGAUCAAGAAUUGGAUUCUAUAUUAGUUGGUCCAGUACCAGUAGGUGUAAAUAAGUUUUUGUUUCAAGCAGACCCUCCAUCUCCCGAUCUCAUUCCUGCCAGUGAACUUGUAAGUGUCACUGUCAUUCUUUUAAGUUGUUCCUACGCAGACAGAGAAUUCGUACGUGUUGGAUAUUAUGUCAAUAAUGAAUACGAUUCAGAAGAAUUAAGAGAAAAUCCACCAGCAAAAGUUCAAGUAGAACAUGUUUUAAGAAAUAUUCUUGCGGAAAAGCCAAGGGUAACGCGAUUUAAUAUCGUAUGGGAUAAUGAAAAUACGGAUGAAUAUCCUCCAGAACAAAACGUAGAGGAGGAAGACGAAGAUGAAGAAGAGGAGGAGGAGGAAGAGGAGGAAGAAGAAGAAGAAGACGAAGUGGUAGGUGAUGAAGACGAAGAUAUAGAGCGCGAAGAUAUCGAAACAGUAAAUGGAGCUGGUGAAGAUAUUGAAGAAGAUGUGGAAGAAGAUAUUGAAACUGAAGGUGAAGAAGCUACUUCAGAAAGAGUUCAAACCCCAAUAGAUAAUGUUCAAUCAUAG